UCGGCGCCUGCAGAGAAACGGUUUAAUCACCAGCAUCUGAAUUUCUCUCUGCUUUUCCCAGAAAACUUCUACGGCACCCCGAAGCCUCCAGCUGAGCCCAGCGCUCUGCUGCUCAAUGUAACAGACCAGCUGCUGCCGGGCGCCAGACCCAGCUCCGAGGGCAAGAGGAAGCGGAACAAGUCCGUCAGCAACAUGGAGAGAGCCGGCGUCGAGCCCCCCAAGGAGGAGGAGGAGGAGGAGAAGCCCGUUGUCAACGGCAACGGCAUCGCCGUCACCCCAGAGUCGAGCGAGCACGAAGACAAGAGCACAGAUGCUUCAGGGGACGUCGGACCUCAGAGUAACCCGGCAGAGGCCCCGGCAGAGAUUCCCCAGGAGGACGGCCAGUCCCCGAAGACGGUGGUCCCCAAACCAGAGGAGAACGACGAGCUAGGACCGCUGCCUGACAACUGGGAGAUGGCUUACACCGAGAAAGGAGAAGUCUACUUCAUCGACCACAACACGAAGACGACGUCGUGGCUCGACCCGAGGCUCGCCAAGAAGGCAAAGCCGCCGGAGGAAUGCAAAGAGGAUGAGCUUCCUUACGGCUGGGAGAAAAUCGAUGACCCCAUUUACGGCAGCUACUACGUCGAUCAUAUAAAUAGAAGAACCCAGUUUGAGAACCCGGUUCUGGAGGCGAAGAGAAGACUCCAGCAGCAGCAGCAGAUGCAAAGUCAGGGUCUGUCCUCACUGCCCCUUCCCGCUAUCUACAGAGCGGAGGAUGCCAGCCCCAGCGCCACCCUCCCCAGGCGCCCUCGUGCGCAGGCCGGCCCGGUGCCCGAGCGCUGCCACAGCCUCGGCGACCUGUCCCGCUCCCCGACAACCGGUCGCCGGGCUCCCUCGUACGCCACCUCCUCUUCCGCCGAAGUGUCUCCGCUCCGGAGCGUUCUGACUCGGCGGAUGAACACGUGCCCUCAUAGGCAGCGGCAUCCGCAGCCCCUUUACGCCUCCGCCUGCACUGUUCUGCUCGAGCAGCCCGUGUGCAGCCCCUAUUCCCUGUGGCACAUCGUCAAGAAACCCCUGUUCACCCGAGACCCGACUCAGCUGAAAGGCAGCUUCCUGUCCACGGCGCUCCAAAAGAGCAACAUGGGGUUCGGCUUCACCAUCAUCGGUGGGGAUGAGCCUGAUGAGUUCCUCCAGGUCAAAAGCGUUAUUCCUGACGGACCCGCCGCAGCCGAUGGCAAGAUGGCCACAGGGGACGUCAUCGUCUACAUUAACGACGUCUGUGUUCUGGGAACGACCCACGCUGACGUGGUUAAACUCUUCCAGUCGGUUCCCAUUGGUCAGAGCGUGACGCUCGUGUUGUGUCGCGGCUACCCUUUACCGUACGACCCAGAGGACGCCUCCAACACCAACAACGCCACUACCACCAUCAUCUCCCCGCUGGGCAUCAUGGAGCAGCGGCCCAUCAUGGUGAACGGCAGAACCGGCUACGAUAACUACCUGGACUACCUGACGCGUACGGCGCGCUUCGUCACGGACCCCAGUCAGGACCACAUCAACUCCCAGCAGCCGCCACUUCUCGGCGCUCACCCAGGCGACACGCACCUGGACGGCUCGCUCCCGGCCACCACCGGCACCACGCCGCCUGACAGCGUCUCCAUGGCGUCGUCGGGGGCAACCCAAGGGGAGCUGCUGACGGUGACGAUGGUGAAGGGCGUGGACGGGUUCGGCUUCACGAUCGCAGACAGUCUGACGGGUCAGCGCGUCAAGCAAGUCCUGGAGCCUCAGGGCUGUCCGGGUCUGUGCGAAGGUGACCUGAUCCUGGAGAUAAACAAGCAGGCAGUGGCCGGAUUCACCCACACGCAGGUGGUGGAGCUGCUGAAGGAGUGUGCAGUGGGGGCAGAGGCCAGCCUGGUGGUGCAGAGAGGGGGCACGGGUAAGUCCACACGUCUUCCUGUUGUUCUCCAGAGGAGCAAAGUGAGUGAUUCUGUGUGUUUCAGUCCAGUAGUAAAAGCUGAAUCGGUCCUAAAUUGACCAACAGUAGCUGUG
Poecilia latipinna (sailfin molly) is the source of this 2028-nucleotide messenger RNA. Its product is annotated as membrane-associated guanylate kinase, WW and PDZ domain-containing protein 2-like. The annotation marks the transcript as partial. NCBI's taxonomy places the organism in Eukaryota, Metazoa, Chordata, Actinopteri, Cyprinodontiformes, Poeciliidae. The transcript is spliced from 8 exons. Gene Ontology annotation, molecular function: beta-1 adrenergic receptor binding; type II activin receptor binding; SMAD binding. Gene Ontology annotation, biological process: receptor clustering; signal transduction. The record is from RefSeq and is a predicted model, not a curated record. Gene Ontology annotation, cellular component: cytoplasm; dendrite; cell-cell junction.